AUGAUGCUUUCUAGGCAUGUCCGUUGCACGACGCGUAUCGAAUCAGUGGCAUUGGCGCGACAUCUUGUUCCCACUUCACGGCCGUACUCCGCAAUCCUACACAAAUCGCUUUCGAGCGUGACGCGAGCCUGCGCGAAACCACGUGCAGCGAAGCUUGUGAGUGCAAGAUGGAAUCAAGAGUUGCAACGUCGAGGUGCGAAGCGGAGAGCCUCUUUCAGCUUUGAAGACUUGCCCCAGGGUGCCAUUGAGUCAGAUGCACUACCACCCCAAGAUGAUAUUGAACCAGAGUACCCUCCAUUGCUGCAGCAGGUCCGCAACAACAUGCUCAAGUUCAACCAUUGCGUUCUGGUGACCAGAGUCGGUGGCUUUUACGAGCUGUAUUUCGAACACGCGGACGAGUAUGCUCCCUUGUUGAACCUGAAGAAAGCCAAGCGGAAACCGUCAAAGGGCAGCAAGAAGCCUGCUGUGUCGAUGGCCGGCUUUCCUGCAUACCAGCUGGACCGCUACCUCAAGAUCCUCGUUCAAGACCUGAACAAGCAUGUCGCCAUCAGCGACGAAUCUAUCAACGAGGCGCCCAAUCGAGCGAAAGGUGAACUGCAAUACACGCGAAAGGUCUCCCGUAUCGUCACGCCGGGCACACUGAUUGAUGAACACUUUAUGGAUCCCUGGGAGAACAACUAUCUCCUUGCCAUUCACGUCGAUCCAAAGACACUUGAGAAGGAGAAGGCUGUCACAAACAGCCCGGGUAGCUCGAGUGUCUCGUCGGUGCUCAACUUGCCUCGUACAGAAGUUGGUCUUGCUUGGAUCGACCUGUCGAGUGGCGACUUCCUUACUCAAAGCACCGACAUUGCAUCGUUGCCCUCCGCUGUCGCUCGCAUCAAGCCCAGAGAGAUUGUGCUUGACAAUAUAUUCGAGGAAUACGAACACUCGCGCAUCGUGUCGAUACUGCAGGAAGACGGACACAUAAUUACCUUCCAAGAGCCCUCGCAGGAGCCACUCACGGUCAAAGAUUGGAUCCCCAUGCUGAAGGACGUUGUAGAUGAAUUCGACCCUGCAAGAUUUACGUCUAGCGAAGUGGCUGCUGGCGGCUCCCUUCUGCACUAUGUCAAGCAUCAGCUCCUUGGCUCCCGAACACAACUGCAAGCCCCCAUCAGACACCAAGCAGAAGAUCACAUGAGCAUUGACAAGAACAGCCUAAGAGCGUUAGAGAUCAGGAACACAAUUCGUGACGGCACAUACGAAGGCAGCUUGUUACAUUCUCUGAAGCACACAGUCACCAAAAGUGGCACCCGCCUACUUUCACAACGGUUGGCCGCACCUUUGAUGUCGCUGUCCACGAUCAAUGACCGACUGGACUUAGUCGAAGAGAUGAUUGAAUACCCACAGCUGAGGCAAGACGUCAUCACUCUCCUUGGACAAACGUUCGACUCUCUUCGUCUAGUGACCAAAUUCACCUACGGUCGUGGCGAUGCCGAUGAUCUUAUGGAGCUCUCAAAGACAAUCACGACCACUUCUGACCUGUUCAAUAUUCUGCAUGAACACACAGUUUCGAGAAACGCUGUACCACCCAGCUCAGCCCGCGAGGCAUCGGAGACGAGACGAAGGCUUUGUAUGUCUGCGCUAGAGCGGCGAUUUGAUCUCCAAGGUGUACGUGAGCUCUCAAAGCGCAUACAAGACGCUAUCGACGAAGAUGCGCUUUCUGAGUAUCAUCGCGCCGAGGACGAGCAGGCAGAGGAGAUGUCUGAGCUGGCUCAAGAUAUCGUGGGCCGAGAAGCCGGCGAAGAAGAUCUCAAGAACAUGCCCAAACGCAUCCAACCAAAGCCACACGCGAUCACAGGCAGCUACAAGAGCGUCACAGACGGACGAGAUGACAUAUGGAUUAUGAAGCGUAAGGCAAGCCCAGCACUUGACCGACUGCACAAGUCACUAGAUUCAAUGGGCGAAGCCAAAUCAGAAUUAGAGGACAGGCUGCGCCAAAAGAUGGACGCCUCCAGCUUAGUUCUCAAGUGGACCCCGAACCUCGCACAUAUCGCUCAUGUCAAGGGCAAAGACGUAUCUCGAGUGACCUUACACUAUCCGAAGAGUCUGAGCAGUAGCAAGUCCACACGUUCUUUUCAGGUUCUUGAGUGGACGCAACUGGGUGCGCAUAUGGACGAGACGCGCUUCAGGAUUCGUAACGAGGAGCAGCGCGUAUUAGGAAACUUACGUGAGGGGGUUGUUCACAAUCUCGUGAGGCUACGACGAAACGCUGCUGUGCUUGACGAACUCGAUGUUGCAUGCGCUUUUGCUAUUCUCGCAGUAGAGAAAGACUUUGUCCGACCUAUCAUGAACGCUGGGACUUCACACAAUAUCGUUGGCGGCCGGCAUCCUGUCGUUGAGAGUAGCAGCAAAGAACAGGGUCGCAAGUUCACGCCAAACGACUGCAUACUCGACGACGAAGAACGCAUCUGGCUUAUCACUGGCCCAAACAUGGCAGGCAAGAGCACUUACCUUCGGCAGAAUGCGCUGAUCUCGAUCCUCGCCCAGACAGGAUCGUUCGUGCCAGCCGAGUAUGCAGAGAUUGGCCUCGUCGACAAGGUUUUUAGUCGCGUUGGCUCUGCAGACAACCUCUUCCUCGAUCAGUCUACCUUUAUGGUGGAGAUGUUGGAGACUGCUCAGAUACUUAAGGAGGCUACCCCACGCUCGUUCGUCAUCAUGGACGAGGUGGGUCGAGGGACUACCCCCGAGGAUGGCAUCGCUGUAGGCUAUGCCUGUCUUCAUCACUUGUACCACAUCAACCAGUGCCGGACCCUGUUUGCGACCCACUUUCACGCUCUCACGGACAUGACCGAAGACUUCGAGAAGCUCGCUUGCUAUUGCAACGAUGUCCUGGAGGAGGCAGAUGGCAGGUUCUCGUAUGUACAUCGCUUGAAGAAGGGCGUCAACCGGGAGAGUCAUGCUCUGAAGGUUGCCAGAGUUGCAGGCCUUCCCGAGGACGCCAUUGCAGUAGCUGACAGGAUUCGCAUGCAACUGAGGCAUGGUCCACUCAAUGCAACUCCGAUCGGCAUUGAUCCUUCCGCUAAAGUCAAGAAAAUCCCGAGAAGCAGAGCUGCUGCCUCUAAAUGA
Ascochyta rabiei is the source of this 3105-nucleotide messenger RNA. RefSeq names its product MutS protein 1. Gene Ontology annotation, cellular component: nucleus. Gene Ontology annotation, biological process: mismatch repair. Lineage: Eukaryota; Fungi; Ascomycota; Dothideomycetes; Pleosporales; Didymellaceae. Gene Ontology annotation, molecular function: mismatched DNA binding; ATP binding; ATP-dependent DNA damage sensor activity. The transcript is spliced from 5 exons. Bases 1 to 3105 code for a protein of 1034 amino acids. The record is from RefSeq and is a predicted model, not a curated record.